AACUACAAGAAUAUGCCUUGUGCAUAGACUGUCUAUGGCGUGUACGCUGCCGUAAAAAAGAAGAAGAAAUCAAUAGAAGAAAUAAAAGUUUGGGACUUUGUAACGGAGGCUUCCCUGUGUUGGAUGAGAGUCAGAAUCACAGGCAGCACGUGGACAACUGGCUGGUGGAGUAUAAUUUCCCAUCAUGGUGAACCAAGUUCAGCAAGGAGAUGGUAACUGCCAGUCUUCCAAGAGCGAUUCCAGUGGGAGCAAUAGUGGCGGUGAGAGCUCCAAGGAGAGCUCCCGGUGUUCCACGCCGGUGUUGGAUGCAGAUCGGUCAGACAGGCUGCGAGACAAGAUGCGGAGGAGGAUGGAGUCCGGAGACCAUUGGUUCUCGCUGGAAUUUUUUCCGCCCCGCACAGCCAGUGGAGCUGUCAACCUCAUCUCAAGAUUUGACCGUAUGGGCUCUGGAGGGCCCCUGUUCAUUGACAUUACUUGGCAUCCAGCAGGGGACCCAGGCUCAGACAAGGAAACCUCAUCCAUGAUGAUUGCUAGUACUGCAGUCAACUAUUGUGGCCUGGAGAGCAUUCUCCACUUGACUUGCUGCAACCAAACCAAAGGAAAGAUUACAGACUACCUGACUAAAGCAAAGCGCCUGGGCCUCAAGAACAUCAUGGCACUAAGAGGAGACCCACUGGGAGAGGACUGGGAGGAAGAGGAGGAAGGCUUCAACUAUGCUGUCGACCUUGUUAAACACAUCCGGUCAGAGUUCGAUGAUUACUUUGACAUCUGUGUUGCUGGCUACCCCACAGGUCAUCCUGAGGCAGAGAGCUAUGAAGACGAUCUCAGGCACCUUAAGGAGAAGGUGGAUGCUGGAGCCGACUUUGUCAUCACCCAACUGUUUUUCAGAGCAGAAACUUUCCUUAAGUUUCUAGAAGACUGCAGGGCAAUUGGCAUUACAUGUCCCAUCCUGCCCGGAAUCUUUCCCAUUCAGGGAUACCAGUCUCUGCGUCAGCUCGUUAAGCUGUCGAAACUUGAGGUACCAGAGGACAUCACCAAAGUCAUCGAGCCCAUCAAAGACAAUGAUGCUGCCAUCCGUAACUAUGGAAUCCAACAAGCAGUGAAAAUGUGUCGUGUGCUGCUGGAAAGUGGCAAGGUACCAGGCCUCCAUUUCUAUACACUGAAUCGAGAGGUCGCAACUAUGGAGGUGCUUCGACAGCUUGGUCUGUGGAUAGAAGACCCCAGACGGCCUCUUCCCUGGGCAGUAAGUGCACAUCCCAAACGGAAGGUGGAAGAUGUUCGACCCAUAUUUUGGGCCUCCAGGCCCAAGAGCUACAUUUACAGAACCCAAGACUGGGAUGAAUUCCCCAAUGGCAGAUGGGGAAACUCCUCAUCUCCAGCUUUUGGUGAGCUAAACGACUACUACCUGUUCUACUUGAAGAGCAAAUCAUCCAAAGAUGCUCUGCUGCAGAUGUGGGGUGAGGAGCUGAUGAAUGAAGAAAGUGUCAACGAGAUCUUUACGUGCUACAUCACAGCCCAACCAAACCGUGGUGGUCACAAGGUGUUGUGUUUGCCAUGGAACGAUGAGCCUCUUGCCACCGAGACCAACCUGUUGAAGGAUGAGCUGGAGAAGGUGAACAAGCGAGGAGUCCUCACCAUCAACUCUCAGCCCAACAUCAACGGCAAACCCUCCACAGACCCUAUAGUAGGCUGGGGACCUGCAGGGGGCUACGUCUUUCAGAAGGCCUAUCUGGAGUUCUUCACCUCUAGUGAAAAUGUGACAGCUCUCCUUAAAGUGCUGAAGAAGUAUGAGCCACGUGUCAACUACCACAUUGUUAAUGUGCACGGCCGUAACCUGACCAAUGCCCCUGACAUGCAGCCUAAUGCUGUGACAUGGGGAAUCUUCCCUGGCAGGGAGAUUGUUCAGCCUACUGUCGUGGACCCAGUCAGCUUUAUGUCCUGGAAGGACGAGGCGUUUGCCUUGUGGAUUGAGCAGUGGGCCAAGCUCUAUGAAGACGAGUCUCCAUCACGGAUGAUCAUAAAGUAUAUUCAUGACAAUUACUUCCUGGUCAAUCUGGUAGACAAUGACUUUCCACUAGAGAACUGUCUGUGGCAGGUCAUUGAUGACAUGUUUGAGCUGCUCGAUGCGCCUCCGGAGCCACUCAACGAUGGAGCAGUCUCUGAGUAAAAGAAAUUAUUUUCAACAAGGUGUUAAGGAAAGAUGAAACACUAUGAAACAGUUGAUAUUUUAUGCAUUUAAAAAAAAAUCUGCUAUUUACAAUACGCACUUUGUACUGCUAAGUGUAAUUCACAGUAUUUUUACAGAUUUUUUUAUAGAUUUCUUUUUUUAAACAUUUGAGUGAAUGGGAAACGUUGUGGUAAUGAAACUGAAUAUUUCUGAUGAGUAACUUAAUCCUCUACAGCAUUUCUGGUCGAUAAGCUACACUUGUGCUCUUACAGAUUUGGCUUUGACCUUUUAGAGUUUAAUUAUGACAAAACAACCUUCCCAUAUGUAACGUGUUUUUAAUUCAAGUUGUCUGUUUGAAAUACAGAAUGCUAAUGGUUUUUAUGGUGUAUAAGACUAUGAGUGAGAAUCUAGUAGUAGUGUUGUACUUAAGAAAUAGAUAAGGUCUGCUUGCAUGAGAAUCCCUUUUCUCCUCAUGUUGAUUCCUUAACAGGAAAAGUAAACAAUUGCACUAUUUA
This is a messenger RNA of Acanthochromis polyacanthus (spiny chromis), 2682 nucleotides long. RefSeq names its product methylenetetrahydrofolate reductase (NAD(P)H) (gene mthfr). Gene Ontology annotation, cellular component: cytosol. Gene Ontology annotation, molecular function: methylenetetrahydrofolate reductase [NAD(P)H] activity; FAD binding. Gene Ontology annotation, biological process: tetrahydrofolate interconversion. The transcript has 12 exons. NCBI's taxonomy places the organism in Eukaryota, Metazoa, Chordata, Actinopteri, Pomacentridae. The record is from RefSeq and is a predicted model, not a curated record. Bases 185 to 2167 code for a protein of 660 amino acids.